Molecule: messenger RNA, 654 nt
Organism: Eurytemora carolleeae
Lineage: Eukaryota; Metazoa; Arthropoda; Copepoda; Calanoida; Temoridae
Product: MAP kinase-activating death domain protein
Exons: 9
Coding region: 1-654 (217 amino acids)
Biological process (GO): regulation of apoptotic process; regulation of Rab protein signal transduction
Cellular component (GO): cytosol
Molecular function (GO): guanyl-nucleotide exchange factor activity
Source: RefSeq, a predicted model, not a curated record
AUGAGUAAUCAGGGACCUUUUCCUAGAGGACGACGAAGUAUAAUGGAGAGGAAUUCAUUGAUUCGCCAUCCAAGCUCUAGAUCCAUUGAUACAAAUAGGUUGAAUGUGCUGGAACAAAAGAAUGCCCUGUCAGCUGAAAAUCAUUCCUUUAUAAAAGAUAUUGUUGAUCAAGUUCUCUCCGGAGAGGGAGUAGGUUGGCUCAAAAUAAAUCGACUCAGGAAACUAAUGGAGGAUGAAAACUAUAGAAAUAUUAUUCUUACGAAGAUCAAUCGAACUAUUGAUCGAAGGAUCGGUCCAGAUGAUCACUUGGACGAUGUGGUUCUAAAAAGGUCUGUAUACAAGGGGGUAUUAAAGAUCCUGACAUCUGUAAUACAUGGUCUGGAGAUAACUGUAGGGAAUAGUGGUGUAGGAGGGAUGGCUUCAGCUUACCAGCUACUGGAAAUAUCUCAUACUCAUUACUGGACUAAGGAUAUCGCUGAACCGUCGGAUCAUCUCACUACAUCAGGUGGAACCACAGUACCAGGAUCCCUAGCCUCUACACCCCUAGGGGGCAGCAGAGAAAAUAUAAAUAAACUUAGGAUAGAGGGAUCUUCUAAUUUGAACUAUUCAGAUGACUAUUCAGGGUUCGAUUCAGGUUAUUAUUAUAAUAUUUAA